AUGACAAUUAAAAUUAUUUUUAUUAUCUUAUUGUUUUUUACUUAUGUUUUGCCUGAACUAAAUCAUCCAAAAGCAAGGUUUUGGUGGCAGAUAUUUUGCAUGAAAAUGACGUUUUUAUGUAGUGGCCAACAUCAAAAAAAUGUUCGAAUUGUAACUUAUGACUACACGGCAGGUAUCUAUUCUAAAGUUGGUUACCAAAAUCUUGGCAAUAGUAGUUAUAUAUCAUAUUGUGGAUUACUUGAUGGACUUUUUAAAUUUCAUCCUUACUUGUAUAUUUAUCAUCAAUGCAAUGAAACAAAUCCUAUGUGUGAAAAAGAAAUAUAUUUUCAGAUUCCAAAAGAAUAUGUAUUUUGGGGAACAAAUGCCACAAAAACUUAUGUUGAUAAUAAAUUUGAAUUGAACAAAACAUAUAAAGGAGAAAUGAGACAGUGCAUUAUAAAAGGAAAACUAAUAAAAAAUGUUCCUUAUGGUAAAGAAUCUAGUUAA
Molecule: messenger RNA, 486 nt
Organism: Strongyloides ratti
Lineage: Eukaryota; Metazoa; Nematoda; Chromadorea; Rhabditida; Strongyloididae
Product: Transthyretin-like family-containing protein
Exons: 2
Coding region: 1-486 (161 amino acids)
Cellular component (GO): cell surface
Source: RefSeq, a predicted model, not a curated record